AUGUUACCGAUAACAAGGAGAUGGUUGGGAAAUGCUGCAAAUCCGGCAGUUAGUCUAUUGAAAUGCAGCAGAGGUUUCAUUCGAUUCAACUCCACAUCUGAGUUUACCGAAUUGGAACUUCAGGAUAUUAAAUACAGAAAACAAAGAGAAUUAAGUUUAAAGUUAACAAAGAUGAAGAAUUACGGAGAUGCAUUCCCAGUACAUUCUCACCCUGGGUCUACUCACUAUAAAAAGCCUGUGCAUGAUCAUUUACAUAAGGGUAGACCCGUCAAGGAAUUAACAGUUGCAAGAUCACACAGAAGUAGCGGUAGGAAUAAUGAAGGUAAAAUCACUGUUCGUGGUAGAGGUGGUGGUCACAAGAAAAGAGCAAGAUUGAUUGAUUUCCACCGUUGGAAUGCCGGAAGACAAGAAGUUGUCAGAAUAGAAUACGAUCCAAACAGAUCGGGGCAUAUUGCGUUACUUAAACAUUUAGAGACUGGGGAUUUAUCGUAUAUCUUAGCUCCACAAGGUUUGAGAAGCGGUGAUAUUGUCGAAAGUUUCAGACAAGGUAUACCAAAGGAUUUCAUGGAGGAAAUGGAAAGAACUAAUAAUGGUGAAAUCGAUGAUGCAUUGUUGUCUGCCAGAAUAUUACAGAGGGGCAAUUGUUUGCCAUUAAGAAUGUUACCAGUAGGUUCCAUUAUCCAUAAUAUUGGUUUGCGCCCAGGAGAUAGAGCUCAACUAGUCAGAUCUGCAGGAACAUUUGGUAAAAUCUUGUCUAAGCAUCCUGAAAAAAACAGAGCUGUUAUUAAAUUGUCGUCGGGCGAACAGCGAUACGUUAUUUUAGACUGCCAUGCCACCUUGGGUGUAGUCUCUAACAAAGAACAUCAAUUGAUUUCUUGGGGUAAAGCAGGUAGAAGUCGUUAUAGAGGUUUCCGACCAAAGGUGAGAGGUGUCGCCAUGAAUGCUUGUGACCAUCCUCAUGGUGGUGGUAGAGGAAAAUCGAAAUCGAAUAAGGUUUCGCAAUCGAUGUGGGGUUUGAAGAAAUUCCAGAAGACUAGAUUAAGACCAAACCCAGAUCAAAUCAGAAACAGAAAAGGGCACUUGAUAAAUCAUGACAAAUUUAAAUAA
Candida dubliniensis CD36 is the source of this 1107-nucleotide messenger RNA. Its product is annotated as mitochondrial 54S ribosomal protein uL2m. Gene Ontology annotation, cellular component: large ribosomal subunit; ribosome. Gene Ontology annotation, biological process: cytoplasmic translation. The coding region runs from base 1 to 1107 and encodes 368 amino acids. Gene Ontology annotation, molecular function: transferase activity; structural constituent of ribosome; RNA binding. The record is from RefSeq and is a predicted model, not a curated record. The transcript has a single exon. Lineage: Eukaryota; Fungi; Ascomycota; Pichiomycetes; Serinales; Debaryomycetaceae.